This is a messenger RNA of Uloborus diversus, 2265 nucleotides long. RefSeq names its product organic cation transporter protein-like. Gene Ontology annotation, molecular function: transmembrane transporter activity. Gene Ontology annotation, biological process: transmembrane transport. The record is from RefSeq and is a predicted model, not a curated record. The coding region runs from base 384 to 2114 and encodes 576 amino acids. Gene Ontology annotation, cellular component: membrane. Lineage: Eukaryota; Metazoa; Arthropoda; Arachnida; Araneae; Uloboridae. The transcript is spliced from 14 exons.
ACGAAUCCGCGGAUCGACACGUCACGUCUAAGCGACCACGUCCAAUUCUAUAGCCUGCAGCAUUUUUUCAUUGUCAGGACUGGGACAUGUGGUGGGCGCGAGGUGCGAGGGAAAUUUGACUGUCGCACAACUUGUUUUGGUACAUUCCCAUUGUUUCAUCGGAACAGCUGAUGUACUUUUGCUGGAAAAAAUUUAAUCGUUUCCCUGUGAAAUAAACGUACUGGAUUUGCUGCCAAUGGACAACGUUUUCAAAUCAAGGAAGUUUUCUCACAUACAAUGAGAACUCGUGUAGGAAGAAUUCAAACUCAAGCUAUAAAAGGAAGUUUUUAUUUGCUGAUAAAGUUCAGAUACUGUUUUUGAAUUGUUGGAAGCAAGCGAUCAAAAUGAAACUUCGGAUAAAGGAAAAAGAACCCCUUCUUGAUGAUGACACUCAAGAGAUGGAAUAUUCUGUACUCAAUGAGGAAAAUGAAGCUUUAAUCAAUAUGCAUGAUCAUUUUGGCGUGUUUAAUGCAGAGGUAACAGAAUUCACAGAUAUAGUUGGAGAAAAUGGCAAAUGGCAAGUAAAACUGGUGCUUUUGUCCUCCAUUUGUGAAUUUACUUCUGCCUUAAAUCAUCUAGCAAUGAGUUUUUUAGCAUUUCCUGUGGACCACUGGUGUUCUAGGCCUAAAGAUUUUAAUAACUCAUUAGAUAUAUGGUGGAGUGAAUUUCUUCCUAAUGCAACCAUCAAGGGUCUAUCUCAGCACAGUCAGUGUGAAAAGUUUGUUUUUAAUAAUACAUCAUUUAAUACUACUGACAGAAUCACUGUAUCCUGCAAUGCUUGGGAAUAUUCUUCAGAGUUCAAUUCUGUUGCAAAUCAUUGGGACGUUGUUUGUGAUAAAGAAUGGUUUAUUUCAACUAGUCAGUCUGCUUAUAUGAUUGGUUUUCUGUUUGCAGCAUUCCUUUCUGGACAAAUUUCUGACUUGUAUGGAAGAUAUCCUGCAAUCAUGAUAAAUGUUAUCAUUAGUAUUAUUGCUGGUGUUGCUGUUGCCUUUUCAAGCUCUUUUUUGAUGUUUUCUGUAUCCAGAUUUUUCGUGGGCAUUGGACAGGCUGGAAUGGGCCUCGUACUCUUUGUGCUUUUGAUUGAAAGUGUUGGACCUCGGCACCGAGUUAAGUAUAUUAUUCUGUGUAGCUUAGGUUGGAAUGUAGGACAGAUGUUACUUCCUCUUAUGGCAUGGCUUCUACAGGAUUGGUAUACCUUACAACUAGCAAUUACAGCACCAAGUUUGUUAUUCAUUUCCUUUUACUGGAUUCUGCCAGAAUCUCCUCGAUGGCUAUUAUCUAGUGGAAAGCUACAAGAAGCACUUCCUAUUUUGAGAGAGGCUGCAAUAGCUAAUGAAUUUGAACUUAAAGACUUAGAAAAGAAAGCUGAAAGUUUAUGCAAUUCUUCAAGUUGUACUGACAAGACGAGUGUCACUGUCAUAGAUUUGCUUAAAACACCAAAUUUAAGAAAGAAUACUUUUUGUUUGUACUUUAUUUGGAUAGUGAUUGCUUUUGUCUACUAUGGGUUGUCCUUAAACACAAAUGACCUAAAAGGUGAUAUUUAUUGGAAUUUUGCAUUUUCUGGAAUUAUGGAGUUCCCUGCAGCUGCUUUCUGCUUAUUUACAAUGGAUCAAUUUGGAAGAAAGAAACCUUUCAUUUUUUCUUUUCUUGUUGGAGGAAUAUUCUGUUUGGGCUGUAUAUUUGUUCCUAAAAGCUAUGCCCUAGUCAGUACUGCUUUCUCUAUGAUUGGAAAACUCUUCAUAGCUGCUGGUUUUCGUAUAGUUUAUAUCUACAGUGCUGAAAUAUUUCCAACAGUUGCAAGAAAUAUUGGAGUUGGAUCUUGUUCCACUAUGGCACGAAUUGGAUCUACAACAGCACCUUUCAUGAAAGAUCUAAGUAAAAUCACUGACCCAUCAGUUCCAUUAGUGACGUAUGGAAUUCUUUCCAUUAUUUGUGCUGGUCUUUUGAUAUUGCUCCCAGAAACGAAGAAUUCUCUUAUGCCAGAAACCUUAGAGCAAGCAGAAAUGUUUGGGAAGGCAGAUGAAAAGUUAGAACUUCAUGCAUACUCUAAAAUGACAAUUACUUCAUCUGAAUGACCUUUUUAUCAUUUUGAAAAAACUGUACUAGUCUCAAGUGCUUUCAAACAAUUUGUUCCUAGAUGAAAGAUCUAUUUCAUGAGCUGUUACAAGAUUUAUACAUAUAUUUAUAAUGUACAUAUACAAUAUAUAUAUGUAGUUACAUCAAAAU